AAACAAUGAUAAACAUUUGUUUAAAUAGCUACAUUAAAGAAAGCAUCAUUGAAAACUUCUCGUUUACUUUGCGCAUGCCCUGAAUUGAGACGUCAUAUGAUUUGCAUUUAUUAUCUAUUAAAAAUGUAUGUAAACAUUGACGCAGAUAUUUAUGACGUAAUUCUUGAUAUACAUACACAUAAUUGCUAAAAUCCAAUCAAUGGAUAGUAAAAACUAAAUCAUUGUUCUAGUGCAUGUAUAGUAUUUCAAUAGUAUGUAAUUAAAACUACGCGCCCAGUCAAGCCCGAUUUACAGUAAUUUCGAAGUAUUUUCACAAAAUUUCAAUCAAUAUGAAUUAGGACGCCCCACCAUUCAAAUAUUUUCAAACUUACAUGCAUGCGCCUUUCCAUGCUCAUAUCUUAAAAACGUUGUAUUUCAGGUUUAAAUGUAAUUGAUGAGCUGAAUGGCAUGCUCAUCAAACUUCUCCAUUGGCAAUUGAGGGUGCAUCGAAAACGUCACGAGGUCUGCAACACUUCAAGUUUACAUAAAUAAAGUGCAGACUAAGACUAACAGUCAAUGCGGUCAAGUUAUUGGAAUAGUGCUUAAGAGUUGUGCCCAAAAAAAUUAGUGAAGUUUUAAAAAAAAUGUACAUGUAAGUGUGUUAUCUGGAUUAACGCAUACCCCACAUUACUUCUUUGGAAAGUAGUAUUUAUAUACGAACAACAACGUCGUGACUAUUGCAUAAUUUGUAUAUAUUUGGCAUCUGCAAAGGGUAUCCGUAAUUACAUAUAAUAUAUUACAAGUACCGGGUUGCUGUAAAAUAAACUGCUGUCUUCUUAUAUAAACAAUCAAAAAUAAAUGUCACAAAUUCAAAAUAUAUGUAAAUACUCCUCUUCACUUGCAUCUUCCUUCAAUAAGAAUAUAGAAAAACGCUCUCGUACAAUCAGCCAAGAAUCAUUGCAAGAAUGUGCAGUGUGUGGAGACAUAGCGGUUUGUCAGCACUAUGGUGUAAGAACCUGUGAGGGGUGUAAGGGAUUUUUUAAACGAACAGUCCAAAAAAAAUCAAAAUAUGUUUGUCUAUCGAAUCAGUCAUGUCCUGUUGAUAGACGUCGGCGUAAUAGAUGCCAGUUUUGUCGCUUCCAGAAAUGUCUGGAAGUAGGCAUGGUAAAGGAGGUAGUUCGAACCGAUUCACUUAGAGGACGUCGCGGAAGACUACCAACGAAACAGAAAGACAAUGACUAUUUUGGCAUAUAUCACAAUUUAUCAUUAAUAUCAACACUAGUUAAUAGUCAUAAGGAUACAACACCCGAUAUAUCUUGUUUGGACUAUGCAACAUAUUCAGAACCUACAUAUAUAAACUCGCCUCUUAUCGUAAGAGAAUCAGAAAAUGUUCGAAAAUUUUACCUAAUAUUGAACAGCUCAGUAAAAAGGAUUGAACAGUUUAUUUAUAAAAUACCCGGCUUCAGUGAAUUGUGCGAAGCCGAUCAGGAAUUGCUUUUUCAAUCAGCUUCAUUAGAAAUGUUUGUUUUGAGAUUAUCAUAUCGUACCAACUCCAACGAUUCGAAUAUAACUUUUUGUAAUGGUAUGAUAAUGCAUAAGACUCAAUGUGAAAGAGUUUUUGGAGAUUGGCUCUUUAACAUUUUGGAGUUUAGUAAACAAUUAAAAAACUUAGAGAUGGAUAUUACUUCUUUCGUCUGUUUAUGUGCACUCGCUGUUAUGACAGAUUACUAUGGAAGUAGAUACGCCAGUCACAACCACGCCAACCGCKCGGGCUAYBAAUGCGCCACGCACCGGGCCUACACCAGCGCYCCGARCUGUGGUUGCAACAACGCCGGCAACUGUGGUUACAACAACGCCGGCACCUGUACCGGCAACCGCGCCAGCAGCGGUCCUUCCAUCCGCACCUCGUGGUGGCACUCGACCACCACCACGCCAAUCACGGACGUCUUAGACCCUAAGGUGCCCCAUCUGUCGGCGCCCACAUCGCCUAGGCCCAGGCACACGGGCAUUGACACAAUUGCCUGCCACCUACGCAUACGACUCCGGAGUGUGAGUCACGAGGGCUGUGCCAAUUAUGCCACAGGCCGCACCACACGCUGUUCCAUCGCAGCUCGGCACGCGAAGUAA
This is a messenger RNA of Bactrocera latifrons, 2106 nucleotides long. It is a transcript of the gene Hr38, whose product is annotated as probable nuclear hormone receptor HR38. Gene Ontology annotation, biological process: regulation of transcription by RNA polymerase II; cellular response to corticotropin-releasing hormone stimulus. Gene Ontology annotation, molecular function: nuclear receptor activity; RNA polymerase II cis-regulatory region sequence-specific DNA binding; nuclear glucocorticoid receptor binding. Gene Ontology annotation, cellular component: nucleus; transcription regulator complex. Bases 838 to 2106 code for a protein of 422 amino acids. The record is from RefSeq and is a predicted model, not a curated record. Lineage: Eukaryota; Metazoa; Arthropoda; Insecta; Diptera; Tephritidae. The transcript has 3 exons.